AUGAUUGAAGACAAUAAGGAAAACAAAGACCAUUCUUCAGAGAAAGGAAGAGCAACUCUCAUUUUUUCCUUAAAGAAUGAAAUUGGAGGACUUAUACAAGCACUGAAAAUCUUCCAGGAGAAGCGUGUGAACCUGUUGCACAUCGAGUCCCGAAAAUCCAAGAGAAGAAACUCGGAAUUUGAGAUUUUUGUUGACUGUGAUAUCAACAGAGAACAAUUGAGUGAUAUUUUUCAUCUGUUGAAGUCUAAUACUAAUGUUCUCUGUGUGAAUCCACCUGAUAAUUUUGCCAUGAAGGAGGAUGGUAUAGAAAUGGUUCCUUGGUUUCCAAAGAAGAUUUCUGACCUGGACCACUGUGCCAACAGAGUUCUGAUGUAUGGAUCUGAACUGGAUGCAGACCAUCCUGGCUUCAAAGACCAUGUCUACCGUAAAAGGCGGAAGUAUUUUGCAGACUUGGCUAUGAACUAUAAACAUGGCAACCCCAUUCCUAGAGUUGAAUUCACUGAGGAGGAGAUUAAGACCUGGGGAACUGUGUUCCGAGAGCUCAACAAGCUUUACCCAACCCACGCCUGCAGAGAGUAUCUCCAAAAUUUACCUUUGCUUUCUAAGUAUUGUGGAUAUCGGGAAGAUAAUAUCCCACAGUUGGAAGAUGUUUCAAACUUUUUAAAAGAGCGCACAGGUUUUUCCAUCCGUCCUGUGGCUGGUUAUUUAUCAUCAAGGGAUUUCUUAUCAGGUUUAGCCUUUCGAGUUUUCCACUGCACACAGUAUGUGAGACACAGUUCAGAUCCUCUGUAUACCCCAGAGCCAGAUACCUGCCAUGAACUUUUAGGUCAUGUCCCCCUCUUGGCUGAACCUAGUUUUGCACAAUUCUCCCAAGAAAUUGGCCUGGCAUCCCUUGGAGCUUCAGAGGAGGCUGUUCAAAAACUGGCAACGUGCUACUUUUUCACUGUGGAGUUUGGUCUGUGUAAACAAGAUGGGCAGCUAAGAGUUUUUGGUGCUGGCUUACUGUCUUCUAUCAGUGAACUCAAACAUGCACUUUCUGGACAUGCCAAAGUGAAGCCCUUUGACCCCAAGAUUACCUGUCAACAGGAAUGUCUCAUCACAACUUUUCAGGAUGUCUACUUCGUAUCUGAAAGCUUUGAAGAUGCAAAGGAGAAGAUGAGAGAAUUUACUGAAACAAUUAAGCGCCCAUUUGGAGUGAAGUAUAAUCCGUAUACACAAAGUAUUCAGAUCUUGAAAGACACCAAGAGCCUAACCAGCGUCAUGAAUGAGCUGCAGCAUGAUCUCGGUGUUGUCAGUGACGCCCUAGCUAAGGUCAGCCGGCCGCCGAGCAUCUGACAGUUGCCUGUCCUAAUCCUGAGGGCCCAUCUGAGCAUCAGUUCACAAGCCUGGGGGCCAACUCGUGCUUUUCUUAAAGACUUGGUCAUGGAGGGAUAGCAGCCAAACAAUAUUUUCUACUCCCAUUCCUUAAUGGCCCAUUAGUCUUUGAAAAUUUGUGCCUGGAUAUGCUAGCCACCACCUGUUUUUGUUUUUGGUGACAGUUUUAGUGAAAUAUUAUUCACAUAUCAUACAAUCCAUGAAUACCUGUUGUUGUUUUUAUAGAGAAGUUGUUUGACCCAAUAGAUAUAUCUAGUCCCAGCCUUCUAUUUUUCCCAAUCCUUCUUGAGUAAAAUGACUCUCAUGAGCAUUUAAAAUACCUUCAUAGGAUUGUCAACAAUAAAAAACAAUACCUUUAUAGGUAUUAUGGAGCUGGUCCAUGUAGUUACCUAAAUCCUCUCAUUUCUAAGCUAUCUUAUGUAUCACUGAAUUUGUGCCAAGCUCAAUCACAUUCAAACCCCUGAUUUUAAUAGGAGACCAGCUGCUAGCAUGCACAACAGUUUAGAGGGCUUUGCACAUGAAGCAUACCCAAUAAAGAGCAAGCUGUCUAGCUUCAAGGGUACAUUCUUAUAGGGAUAGGAGUAGCUAAGUCUGGAAAGGUCAACUGGGGUAUAAUCUUAAGACCAGACUAAGAAUUUGGGGCAUUUAUUUUGUAGGCACUAGGGAGCCCCUUCCCAAAUGACAAUUCUCUUUAAAACUUUCUUUUCAAUGGCAUUGCAUGACACUGGUUUUAUUUUAGAUGAUCUGUCCUACUCAUGGGGCCAAGGGAACUUGGUGGGGGUGCUACUUGCAAGGCCCGUACUCAGACAUGUAGCCCCAGUAUGGUGAUGGAUUGUCCUUGGGUUAGCAGAAGACAGAGUUGGGAAAGGUAAUUCAUAUUUUUACAUUGCUUAUAAAUUUUAAUAGCUGCUAUUAAAUAUAUUUUUGAUAUUAAAUUGAUCUAGGCUAAUCUAAAAUCAUUUAAAAUAUUCAUUAGCUAGUUUAUAGUUAGUUGUUUCAUUGCAAGGACAUCUAUUAUAAGCAAACCAUGAUAGAGGGCAAAUAACAGCAAACUAUGCAUAGUGUAUCUAUUUUUUAAAGUGUUUUUAUUGAUUUAGGGAAAGAGGAAGAGAGAGGGAGAGAAACAUUGAUGUGAGAGAGAAACUUCAAUCAGCUUCCUGCACACUCCUUAUUGGGGUUCAAGCCCACAACCUGGGCAUGUUCCCAGACUGGGAAUAGAACCGGUGACCUGUUGGUACAUGGAACUAUGCUCAACCAACCUGCGGGGGCUGUAUCUGGUUAUUUUCAUACCACUUUGAUUAUGGUGAAGAAUCAUAGUUAUUGAAUUGUAAAAUGAUAGUAUUUAAAAUCACUCUACGACUAAAGCACACAAAUAAAUAUUUAAAGGCACAACCAUUAUAAUUCACAACUUCAUAAUAAUGGAAAUAUUUAAGGAUAGAUUUCAAUUCUUCUAACCUCUGGAUUUGUGAUAUUUGGUAAAUCAGGAAUCCUGAGGGUCUUAGAGUUUUCAUGCACUUAAAUAUAUAUCUUGAAAGCAUCUAGGAAGAGAAUUGAACCAAAAGUUUUGUUCAUGAUUCUUUUGUUUCCUCUGCCCUGUUGCUCUUGCUUGAAGGGCCGCCGGUGGGGAGCAGUUGGCCCCAGUUAUGCGCAAGCAAGUGCUCUGGCGCUGAAGCCUGAACCCGGCGCCAUGCGCAGGCGCAAUGGUGGGUCAUGAUUCUUAAGCAGUGGGUUGUUACUCAGACAUUAUGAUAUGCAUUUUCCUGACUUUUUGAAGAAAGCUCCAAAAGCUGGUCCUUAGAAUGCCUACAUUUCUUGAUCUGCCUACGCUGUCAUUUGGAAUUGUACAGUAGUAAUGCUCCACCAAAAUAUACAGAAUUAGAGUUAACUUUUAAUUUGGCUUCCAAAUGGAAAAAAGAAAAAAUCCUGGAACUUUUUAAAGACAUAUAAUAGAGUGCAUAUAUUUAAU
Messenger RNA from Myotis myotis, 3340 nucleotides. RefSeq names its product tryptophan hydroxylase 1 (gene TPH1). Gene Ontology annotation, biological process: serotonin biosynthetic process; aromatic amino acid metabolic process. Gene Ontology annotation, cellular component: neuron projection. Bases 1 to 1335 code for a protein of 444 amino acids. Gene Ontology annotation, molecular function: tryptophan 5-monooxygenase activity; iron ion binding. The record is from RefSeq and is a predicted model, not a curated record. NCBI's taxonomy places the organism in Eukaryota, Metazoa, Chordata, Mammalia, Chiroptera, Vespertilionidae. The transcript has 10 exons.